GUUUGAAUGGUCAAGAUGUCAUCUGAAAUCUGCACGUGUCAAUUUCGACGUACUUGCUCUUGUCGUCUUUUUCAAAGUAAAAUACAAUACAAAGACCAAAGCUUUUUUACUUUCUCUGUCUUUAAGCUUAUCAAUCUUCACGAACCCAUAAACAAAAUGUCGAAUCCCGGAGAACUUUUUUCUAUAUCGCCGGAAUAUACCAUCAGCGGAGGACCCUCUCACCUGCAACAGGAUCCGAUGGGCUGUGCCGAUCCACAUGUCCCACUCCAAAACCUCUCAACAGUAAAAAGUAGAAUGGAUUCCCUGCAAUAUUUCCUAUCUCAAUCGGUCAACGCCAACACUUUGAUCUCCAAAGAUCAGAUGGACCUCGUUUCCUCCGAAAUCGCCUCCGCCAUCCAACAAAUUAUCGUCAAUGGCGCCGCCCUCCUUUCUUGCGCCCAAAUAACCAAUUACCCGAAUCCGACUCCGAUCCCAAACCAGACUCCAGAUCCGAAACCCGAGUUGGACGAUUACGAUGAAGGAGUGUCCGAGAUAAUCGAGUUAGACGCGGUGGAGUUGCUUUCGGAACAUUUACAUUUCUGUGAAAUUUGCGGGAAAGGGUUCAAACGUGACGCGAAUUUACGGAUGCAUAUGAGGGCUCACGGAAAUCAGUAUAAAACUCCCGAGGCAUUAGCGAAAAAAUCAGAGAACAAAUGGGAAGUGAAGAAUUCUGGUCGGAACAUCCGAUUUUCGUGCCCGUAUGACGGGUGUAAUAGGAACAAGAAACAUCACAAGUUUAGGCCGUUGAAAUCAGUUAUUUGUGUAAGGAAUCAUUUCAAGAGAAGUCAUUGUCCGAAAAUGUUUCGUUGCAAUAGGUGUCAUAAGAAGAGUUUCUCGGUUUUGACCGAUUUGAAGGGCCAUUUGAAGCAUUGUGGCGGUGUGGAAGAGAGUAAGAAAUGGAAGUGUAGUUGUGGGAAUAGUUUUUCUAGGAAAGAUAAGCUUUUCGGACACUUGUCGUUGUUCGAAGGGCAUAUGCCAGCAGUCACGGAGGAGAAGGAGGAUCGGAAGUUGAAAGGAGUGGUAGCAAUGGAGGAAGAUGAGGAAAAGGAAGAGGAGUUGAUGGAGAGUAAAAGGUGUUUGGAAGAUGAGUUUUUUGACGGUUUGCUUGAUGGGUUUGGAUCUUUUGAGAAUUACUGUUUGCAAGAUUUGUUGUGAUCGUCUCUCAUGAUGGCUUUUAGCAUUUCGGGAUUUAGGUAAUACUUUUUUUUUUUUUUCUGUUUCUUUCAUCUUCAUGUACUUUUUUUGUUAUAAUUCUUUGUAAAAAGAGUGUAGGUAUUGAUUUUUUUCAAUAAUCUCUGUUGUAACAUAUAGUAGUGUUAACUUCUUGUGACAAUAGCAUGUUCUUCCUAUUGUUCUUUUACUUGCAGAAAUAAAGGAUGGAUUAUGUUUGAUUAAUGUGAGUUUUUGAUUCAUUGUGGAUAAAAUAUAGGUUCACUGAUUUUGUGAUAUGCAGAUUGAAUGUUAUUGAUUGUUUCUUCUUUUGACAUAGUGUAAACUCUACUCCUGAGAAAGUUCAAUUCGACCUUUUAUACUUCAAAUAAGGAAAUGAAUGGCUGGGGAGCUAAAGGGAUCAAAAUUAUAGUUGUAGAAUUAUGUUAGUGCUCUUAUGUCACCGGUCACCAAUAGUUGUCCAACUUUGUAGCCAUAUGGAUUGGGUAAAAUGAUUAUCAGGUUGCUGAGUUUCACUAUCUAUUUACUAUAUGUUGCCUAAUAGGGGUUGGAAUCAUUUUGGAGGAACAAGGUCACUUCUAUCUUAUCCAAUUUUUUCUUUUAUUAUUUACUUUUCUCUGUUUCCCCAGCAGAGAAGGAGGGGGGGGGGCGCAGAAUCCUGGACCAUGACCUGCUAGCAACCACUAAGAGAAGCAGAGAAGCCUAGAUUCAAUUGUAUUGAAUGGAAUGGAGAAAAUAAAUACUAGCAUGGGAACCCAACAAGUUUGUGAUUCAAGCAAGUUGAGUUGUGUAGAAUUUAGUCCAAAAGAUGAGGUCAAGUGCUACACUGGCUUCUGAGUUUUCUGAUGAUUAAAUCCUUUAUAUAAUUAUCAAAAUAAACUUAUCUCAUGAUUAGAUAUGAGAUUAAUCGCCAGAUUAACCACAGCAAGGUUUCCUGUUACCAUUCACUUCUUGCCUGAAGUUUCAUUGGCUUCAUGGUCCCCUUAGAGCUUCUCAUUGUAGCCAUAUUAUUUAUUGUAUGUAAUAAUUGAUGGAAUGCUGCUGCUUGGGCUAUGCCUUUCAGUUCUCUAUUUGGUGUUUGUGUGAGUUUUUGACACUAUGCUGUGUGUGUACGUACCAUUUCAAUUUCUUUUUGUUGGACAUCACUCUCAGCAUGGAAAAACUAAUCCUGAUUUUGCUGUUAUUAUUGAGAGGAUGCCAUUGGUAUCUAGAACCACAUUUCUUUACUGUCUUACAUUUUGUUGGUAUCAAUAGAAGUUACAUCUGAAGUUUCCUAACCAUAGUUGACGGUUAUCUUGAGACGGUUGACUGAGAAUACAAGGCUCUGUAGAAUUUCACAGUGUGCAUUCAUCUUAGAUGAUGGGAACUGUCUUAGGUAUAGCCUCCCCAGUGGCCAAGGUCUUCAUUUGUCUUCUUUGCCAAGUCUGUCCUUUUUCUCCCGGGUAAAAAAAGGAGUGUCCUCUGCUUCAAUAUCAACUGCUGCACAAAUUUUUCUUCAAUGGGGGAGCCAAAUUUAAGUUUGAUUCAAUCUGUAAUGCCACAUUGUUUCCAUCAACAAUUCCAAGUGUCAAAUAACACUGAGCAAGUAUUGGUUUUUAAUAGAACUGAGAUGAAGUUGCUUGCUGAAUUCUGAACCCCCCCUUAAAAAAAAGUUGAAAUGCCAUGAUUCGUUUUUACUUCGUUCUUGAGCUCAUGUACCUUGAUAUAGAUAUAACACAGGAUAAUUCUUGCAAGUAUAACGCAGAGAAAGAAGUUGUAAACUGUGCAUGUAAUCCCUGCAAGUCCAUUGAAGAUUCAUACAAUGCAAGUUGGUAGAGUUGAUAAAUCUCACUGACAUUAUAUAAAAAUUUUUUCAAUAUAAUACAUCACAAAACUGUAGCAUUUAUUAAUAAUUUUCAAGAAUUGUAAUUAGAUUGAUUAAUCAAUUAUUCCAUUUCUUUUUCAUAAAUUCAGGCAUUUAACUUCUUUAUUUUUCUCCAUCAAAUUUUAUAGUCCACCUUAGAUUGAAUGGUUUAUCUUCGGGAU
This is a messenger RNA of Durio zibethinus, 3234 nucleotides long. The record is from RefSeq and is a predicted model, not a curated record. Lineage: Eukaryota; Viridiplantae; Streptophyta; Magnoliopsida; Malvales; Malvaceae.